This is a messenger RNA of Nycticebus coucang (slow loris), 197 nucleotides long. RefSeq names its product thymosin beta-4-like. Gene Ontology annotation, biological process: actin filament organization; regulation of cell migration. The record is from RefSeq and is a predicted model, not a curated record. Gene Ontology annotation, cellular component: cytoplasm. The transcript has a single exon. Bases 63 to 197 code for a protein of 44 amino acids. NCBI's taxonomy places the organism in Eukaryota, Metazoa, Chordata, Mammalia, Primates, Lorisidae. Gene Ontology annotation, molecular function: actin monomer binding.
GGUUGCCACUGUGCAGAUUGGACUCUUCCAGCUCUCACACCUCGCUCCGCUUCCCCACGACCAUGUCUGGCAAACUUGAUAUGGCUGAGAUGGAGAAAUUCAAUAAGUCAAAAUUGAAGAAGAUGGAAAUGCAAGAGAAAAAUCCACUGCCUUCCAAAGAAACAACAGAACAGGAGAAGCAAGCAGGCAAGUCAUAA